Messenger RNA from Anthonomus grandis grandis, 1404 nucleotides. RefSeq lists its product as uncharacterized. The transcript has 4 exons. Bases 350 to 844 code for a protein of 164 amino acids. Lineage: Eukaryota; Metazoa; Arthropoda; Insecta; Coleoptera; Curculionidae. The record is from RefSeq and is a predicted model, not a curated record.
UGUAUGUCAACGAGUCUGGAACGAGGUGGGGUGGGGGGAGCCUGGAAUAAGGUUAAAAGUCAUAAAUUACGCCCAUAGUAAUCGCGGUUUUUUGCUACAUUAAAAUGUCCACAUGGUGAAUUAUGAUUUGAUAUAGUUGGUUUUCUGAUUAUAAAAUGCGACCGAAUAUUAUGACUGGAUCAAGUGUUCAAGUGUCCACGUUAACCCAUUACGAUCCCCCCAAUGAGCCUCACUACCAUCAGCGUAAUGAUGAAGUCGUAGUAUCGAUUGUUCCAAAUGGCCCCGAAGAAAUCGAUAUUUUUCUAGGACAUGUACGCGUUAUUUACAUUCAAAACGAUAGAAAAUAGAAAUGAAGUGCCCUCCGCGACUCUUCGGCACAAUCGUUUUUGUGGCAUUUAUUAGCAUGUUUCCUGGGGGUACUGCCAUAGAUUGUUUUAAGUGUAUCUCCAUAAAUAACGAUUACCAGCCGUGCGAGGACCCUUUCCAUAACAAUUACACCGUAGACAUCUACCAAUCGCCUUGCAUGUGCGGUCGUAAGGGAAGAGACGGCCUAUUUCCCGCCACUUCCUGCGUUAAAAUAUCCGGAGUAUUUGAUGACAAUAAAGAGACGAUAACCGUGAGGGGAUGCGCCUUGGACAGCGGCACUUUAACCACAGAUACGGAAUUGGUCAGGAUGUCUCACUGCGGCGGAUUCUACUUCGCCAACAGAUACGUGAGAGGAUGCGUCCAGAGUUGCAGUGACGCGGACGGGUGCAACGCGUCCCACAGGAUCCGACCAAUGGGGCUCGCGAACCGCAUAAUUCCCGCAAUUUUUCUGGUCGUCUUAAAAUUUUUCAUUAAUUAAUUCAGCAAAUAUGACAAUUAAAAAAGAAAAAAAACAUAUCAGAAAUUGAAAGGGAGACAAUUAAGGAAUAAUAUAUAGGGUAAAUUGCUUUAGGAGUGUUAGAGAAAUAAUUAACGGACCAUUUACAUUAUAAGUUUUACUGCAAAUCAGGGUUCAUUAUCCAGACCAUUAGCGUCCGUCCGUCAAACGCAAACGUUCAUAACGCCAAUUGAUUUUACAUAACGUUACAUGCGAACGUCAAGUUUAUAAAUCACAAUUAUAAUUAUAAUAAUAAUCUUCCCGUAGAUGUUAGAGAUUUCAAAGACCAUUCCCGUCUUUGGCCAGGACACGCGCAAGUUUAAAAACUAUUUGAGUACAAAUAAUAUAUGCAUUGCAGGUCAUAACCUCAAAUUGUUUGUUUUACGUAUAUGCAGAUUGAAUUGAAUCGUUAUUUAAUAAUCUUCCAUAGUCACAUUAUUAUAUAUAAAAUAAUAUACAUCAUGUUAAUUAUUACAUAAAUGUAUUAAGCUAUUUUCAAAUAUUAAUGUAUUACCAAUAAAAAAGUGUUGAUGAGCAAUUAA